Messenger RNA from Bemisia tabaci, 3271 nucleotides. RefSeq names its product NAD-dependent methylenetetrahydrofolate dehydrogenase (gene Nmdmc). The record is from RefSeq and is a predicted model, not a curated record. Lineage: Eukaryota; Metazoa; Arthropoda; Insecta; Hemiptera; Aleyrodidae. Gene Ontology annotation, cellular component: mitochondrion. Gene Ontology annotation, biological process: tetrahydrofolate interconversion. Gene Ontology annotation, molecular function: methenyltetrahydrofolate cyclohydrolase activity; methylenetetrahydrofolate dehydrogenase (NADP+) activity; methylenetetrahydrofolate dehydrogenase (NAD+) activity.
CGUGAUAAGAAUUGUGAGAUUUGUGUCAACUAGUCGUUAUCUCUGAGAAGUUAAGAGGCUAUUAUAGUCUUUGAACUGAAGUGGAGCUGUCCGUCCUGUUUUUUCGUGUCCAGAGCAGAAAACCUUCUUAGGAACUUUUACCUUCCAUAAAAUGCAUCGAUCAAACAUUCUUUGUAGGAUCACCGGAGUACUAAGGACCAGCUGUUCUCACAGACACCAGCACACGAAUACUCAGGCAACGAUUAUCGAUGGAAAGAAAAUUGCAAAUGAGAUAUUAAAGAACCUAAAAGCAGAAGUAGAAGAUAUCGUGAAAGCAGGCAAGCGUGCACCAUGUUUGACUGCCAUUCUUGUUGGUGACAAUGCUGCCAGUGCAACUUAUGUUCGAAACAAAAUGGUAGCUGCUAAAAAAGUUGGAAUAUCGUCAGACACCAUUCGCCUGCCAACAGAAACAUCCCAAGAUAAAUUACUGGAAGAAGUCAACAAAUUAAACAAUGAUGAAAAAGUCGACGGAAUUAUUGUGCAGCUUCCUUUGCCAAAGCAUAUUGACGAACAAAAAGUAUUCAACUCAGUAUUACGCACCAAAGAUGUUGAUGGAUUCAGUGCUAGUAAUUUUGGCCUCUUCAGUCUCAAUAUGUGUGCUUUGGCCCCGGCAACCCCACUUGCAGUUCAUGAAUUAAUAUUACGGACUGGCAUUGAAACCAAAGGUAAAAAUGCUGUUGUGUGCGGGCGCUCCAAAAAUGUCGGACUUCCAAUUGCAAUGCUUUUGCAUUCUGACACACAUGGAGAUAUAUUGGGCAUGGAUGCUACAACUACCAUUUGCCAUCGAUUCACACCCCCUGACCAACUUACUCAUUACCUUCAAAAUGCAGAUAUCGUGGUUUCUGCUGUUGGUAUCCCAAACUUGAUUCAAGCUCACAUGGUGAAAAAAGGUGCUUGCAUAAUUGAUGUCGGCAUAUCUCAUGUUAAGGACCCAUCUGCAAACCAAUUUAAGCUGGUUGGAGAUGUCGAUUUUGAAAAUGUGAGCAAAGUAGCCGGCUUCAUAACACCAGUUCCAGGUGGCGUCGGACCAAUGACCGUGGUUAUGCUGAUGAAAAAUACAAUUAUUGCCUCCAGGCUCAACUGCAGCUGAUCUCAAAUAUUUUAAACUAUCCAUGAAAAUCCAGGUUGAAUUAGGUGCUGAGUUUACCCAAUUAUCUUCGAUUAAGUUCAAAUAUGUAAACUCUUUUUGGAGACCUUUCAACCUACAAGUAUGUCUCCAAUUUUCAGCCUUUGAUCCGUCCCAACUUAUGAAACAUGAAGAAAGCUUUCAUGAGUUGCAAUUAGGUUAAGUGAGAAAGCUGUGUCCUUCCCCUGUAACCACUCAAAACACCUCAAAAACGUAAAUUAUUGUUGAAGAAAAAGCGUCUCAUAUCCAAGAAGAAGAAAAAAAAAUACCCUCAAAAACAUGUUCAAGAAGUAAUUUUUAUUGAAAUUCUGUAAAAAUUUUAGGUGCACUAGACAAUACGAGGUGAGGUGAAGGACAAUAGCUUUUUCUGUUCUUUCAGAGUUUUUGUAACAUAUUCUCAUGAUAUAUAAACAAAUCUUUUGACUUGCCGUUUUUGAGUCCCUCCUUUCAUGAGAAUAGGGAUGAAAACAAGCUCUGAAAAUUCCAAUGUGCUUUGUUUUGUUAUAAAUUUUCCAAAUGUUGGAAGUAAAUUUAGAGUAAGAUUUUUUCAAUGACUGUAUAAACUAAAUAUAGGGUAACAAAAUGCCUAAUUCCUGAUGAUUCCGUAUGGAAUUUCCAUCUUUUUUAUUCUAAAUUUAGAAUCAGACUAUUAAAUGGCUGUGAGCAAGUUAAAGACCCUUCAAAAGUGGUGAUUUAAUUUGGGAAAAAAAUUAAUAGAACUUGAUAAAUUGUGAACUUAUAAUACUGGCUCAUCAUACCAGACAUUGUUGCGGCAUUAUUUCAGAAUGGAUGCGGCCCAAAAAACCAAAUUGUCAACACUCUGCAAAAUAAUAUUAAGGAAAGUGCUGAAGGUGAAAUCAACUAUCAAAAGGUUCUGUGGUUAUGUAUGAUUUUAACUUACCUAAAUACUGCAACUAUCAACACCACUGUGCUUGGAACACGUUAGCAGAAAGGAACGUAGCCACAUCAGCUAGUACCAAUUUUAACAGGGCAAUUUAAUUUUGAAUUUCAAAAGAUUCCCUUGAAAAUUUUGAGAAAUUUGCUUUGUACGUUACAGAAAAUACACUGAAAUUCGCACAAAAAUCCGCUCAACCAUUUACAUGUAAAAAAUGAAAUUCCGUUUUUAAAUUUGGCAAUUGCUGAUGUGGCUUGUUCCCUUUCUGCUUAACGCGGUCCAUUUGAGCUGCCAUAAUUUUUCUGAAGUAUGUACCUAUUCUCAUCCUACACCAGUCUUUACUUUUUGCAUGUUCUUGAUAAGUAAAAAUGCAUGUUUGAAUUGAACAGUUCCUGUUUUUUUUAAUUUUCAUUUUAUGUGGAUUUAGAACCAUAGCUCUUACAACCUAGUUAGGAAAUGUCAGCCUGAAUGCAGCGAUCUUGAAGUGCCUCUUAAGGAAAGAUAGAAAUGUUUUUGAUAAAAAGUUAAGAAUCAUACAAUUCGAGAGCGAGUUAUACAGUGAUCUAGUAUUUGCUUUAAUUACUACCUUUUAAAUAUUUUAUAAGUGUUUUAAAUCCAGUUCAUUUAAAUUUAAAAUGAAAAUUACCAUGAUUGUAACAGAACUUAACUGGACAUAAUCAUCUCUGUUGAUUUACGGUAACCGUGACUGUCAAUACCUUAGAACCCAUGACGACUAGCACUCUUUGAACUUUGCAAAAGCAGAAAUAUCUCCUUUCAUGGGAAGGACUCCUCAUUUGUGUGUAAUCUAUCUAAUUAUCCAGAGUAUACAUGACUGAAUAGUGAAAAGCUCAGUAGUACUAAACGAGGCAUAGCCCAUGAUCGUAAAGAAUUUUUUUUAAUAAUCGAGUUGAUGAUGACGGGGAUAUUUGUUCGAGAUAUUUUGUUGCUCUCCCCAUGUUUAUAUAUUUUAAGUUGGUGGCAUCAGCUUCCUGAUGAAUUUUUCAACUUUCUCAAUUUGCAUUCCUCUCUUGAAUGAUAAUCAUGUUUAAUAUUAAGAAGGGUACUAAGUUAAAGUUAAUUAACUUAUCCACCAAUCGACUGAUCACUUUGAAGUAUUGUCAUGAAGUAUUCUUUUGUUUGCAUUUGUAAGUCAUUUGUUGAUAUUUUCCUAUUCUUCUAAGUACUAUUUAUUAAAAUUUGCUCAUAUUGAG